CAGUGCCAGAGCAGAGAGGAGGGAUCAUCUGUCCCAGAAGCAGAGGGAUCCACCUGUCCCACAGAGGAAGGGGGCCCCCCCACCUGAUCCAUCUGGUUGCAGGGGGGGACCCUGCGAGGCCGGGAAGGCAACAGGGACUAUGCAGCUGGGACUGGUGGCACUGGCAAUGGUCUUCCUCAGCUCCAUGGGUCACAGCGAUGCUCUGAAGCUCUCUAAGGCGAGAAGGCAGAGACGGGUUAGUACUGAGGGGCCACCAUCUUGCCCCAAAGGCUGUGACAGAUGCUCUGAGUAUAACGGCUGCAUUAAAUGUAAGCCCAAGCUCUUCAUCUUCCUGGAGCGCAAUGACAUCCGUCAGAUAGGCGUGUGCCUCGCCUCCUGCCCCAUGGGAUACUUUGGCAUGAGGAACCCAGAAGGCAACAACAGAUGCACCCAAUGUAAAAUAGACAAUUGUGAAGCGUGUUUCAAUCGCAAUUUUUGCACAAAAUGUAAGGAGGGCUUGUAUUCACACAGUGGGCGAUGUUAUGUCAGCUGCCCUCCAGGCCAGCGCACCGUCAAUGAGACCAUGGAGUGUGUUGGUCAGCGUACUGGAGAUUGCGAACUGGGCGAGUGGAGUCAAUGGGGUUCCUGCAUGAAGAAGAAUAAAACAUGUGGAUUUAAAAAAGGCUCGCAGUCUAGGGUUCGUACACCCAUUCCACCAGUCCACAGCCCGGACACCUCCCCGGCCUUUGUACCCUCACAGACCUGUACUCCACAGACAGAGAAAAAAAAGUGUGUCGUGCCCAAGACACCCUGUGCGAAAGACAAGAAGGGUAAGGGGGACCGACAAGAUGAUGCAAACAGGAGAGAGAGGGAGAACGUGCGUGGACGAGUGCGAGAAGGCAAAGAUGGUGCAUUCAAGCUGGAAGCCUGA
This is a messenger RNA of Scomber japonicus (chub mackerel), 910 nucleotides long. It is a transcript of the gene rspo1, whose product is annotated as R-spondin 1. Lineage: Eukaryota; Metazoa; Chordata; Actinopteri; Scombriformes; Scombridae. Bases 140 to 910 code for a protein of 256 amino acids. The record is from RefSeq and is a predicted model, not a curated record. The transcript is spliced from 6 exons.